Molecule: messenger RNA, 714 nt
Organism: Encephalitozoon intestinalis ATCC 50506
Lineage: Eukaryota; Fungi; Microsporidia; Unikaryonidae
Exons: 1
Coding region: 1-714 (237 amino acids)
Molecular function (GO): metal ion binding
Source: RefSeq, a predicted model, not a curated record
AUGGACAUGGAUGACUGCUAUUUCUUUCUUUACUCCUCCUGCAAAUUCAAAGAUAGAUGUACAUAUAGGCAUAAUGAAAAGUGUAGAAACAAUCUGGUUACGUGCAAGAAUUGGGAGAGUAAGAUACCAUGCAAUGAGGACUGCCCCUAUCGCCAUUCAAAGUUCCACUUAAAGAAAAACCGCCGAGAGGAGAUGUGCUACUGGGAAGACAAACCCAGAGGAUGCACCAAGGACAGAUGUGAGUAUAGGCAUACUAAUCCCAUGAAGGAUGCAUGGAAAACUGCGGGUCUAUCUGAGGAGGCACAGGAGCUGAGUCUAAACACCUCGGGAUCCUCGAUGUCAGAGCAACAGGGCCUUGAAGACAUCAGAUUAAAGGACUACGAAGAAGUGAUGAGCAUCCAAGAACAGCACACAGACCCAAAGGCAGAUACAUUGACUGGUACAGAAUCUCCAAAGAAGAUUGGCCAAAAAGAGACUAGUUGCCAAGAAAACUCCACUCUAUUACAAGAAAGAAAGAGUGAAGCUACAAACGACACCGAAAAGAUAGAACUUCAUAGCAAUGUUCUAAAAAAUAAUUCCGUUGAGGAUGUACUAAAAUCUCAAAAUAAGAGAGUUAAAACAGAAGAAACUCCUAAUGUUACGGGAAAAACCACAGUGAAUCUAGAAGAACUAGAUAAAGAGAUCGAAGAGUUGGACGGAAUUCUGAUGGAUUGA